CCCUGAGCUGCCGCUGUGGGAAAGAAACAAAUCUGUCACUGUGAUUUCUCUGAACUCUGGGUUUUAUUUGUCUGCGUCUCGGCUCCAUCUGGACUUUAAGGUGUGGGUUGGUUCCGAAACGCUGCCCUGCGCUGCUGGCAUCGUUCCAGUUCAUCUGUUCUUCCACAGAUCCGUUGCUCUGUGAUGUGAAACCUUUAAACCUGACCCCUGGACAUAAUCUGCUUCAUCACGUUCAACCAGCUGAGAGGGAGCUGACCCAGAUGCUGCUAAGGUGCGACCAAACUGAGUCAGGAACCGUUUGAUAUUCAUAGGAAGCAUCAGAUGGACUCCAGCUGUGAGCAGCUGUUCUUGCUUUGAUGUUUGACCAGUGGAACCAGGACACAAAGACCGGUUUGUUCCGACGGACCCGCUCGGAUCAGGUGUCUCCUCUACGACUGCUGUGGUCUGUUUGUGUUGCGUUUCCAGACGUCCACUGAGGCUGAAGGGUCUCCAUCAGUUUCCUGGUCCGCUCGUGCUGCUUCACUUAUUCUAGUGAAUGACCUGCUGCUGCUCCUCCCAGUGUGUGUGUGUGUGUGUGUGUGGGUGAGAGAGCUUAUUUAAGCGCUGCCUCUCCCUCGCUGGGCGAUCGACACCAUCAGCUGAGCCGGGGAUACGCAGCUGCUGCAGGUGCAGAAAUGUCUCCCGUGUCUCCUGUGACUGUUCUGCUGCGUCUCACAGGUUUUGUCUUACUCAUCUCAUUAGCACUCGGUUCUGAAUCCAGUGUGGCUUUUCCCGUGACGUGUGCGACUCGAGGCGCUGACCUGCGGCAGGACGGCCUGGUUCUUCUCUGUCCUCCUGACUGCAGCCAGGCCAAGGUGUUCGGCUCCGGGACGUACGCUGCCAUCUCGUCUGUCUGCGGAGCCGCUGUGCACAGGGGCGUCGUGGGUCCGUCCGGAGGCGCCGCCAGGGUUGACAAGCUGCCGGGCCGACACAACUACAUGGGCUCGUACGCCCACGGCAUCCAGUCGCAGGCUCUGGCGCGCUGGAGCAGCUCCUUCAUCGUCAGCAAGGCCGUUCACGACCCGUUAGAGCUGAGCAGUGGCACCGGCACCGGCACCACUCCUCUACCAGCAAAGAAACAAGUCAAGAAGUCUUCAGUGAAGAAAGCUCUGACGGGUGGAAACAAAGACUGUCAGAUGGACAUCGCUGUGGUCACUGACAGCAGCAACAACAUCGGCCAGCGACGCUUCAACCUGCAGAAGAACUUCAUCGCCAAACUGGCUGCCAUGCUCAGAGUCGGGCCGACGGGACCACAUGUGGGCCUGGUCCAAGCCAGUGACGCUCCCAGGACGGAGUUUCUACUCACCAACUACACUCAGCCCAAGGAGCUGAUGUUCGCCAUCAAGGAGCUGGCGUUUCUGGGCGGAGACACCAACACAGGUAAAGCCAUCAUGCACACAGCAGAGACCUUCUUCACCCAGGACAACGGGGGGAGGCGGGGCCACCCCCGCGUCAUGGUGGUGCUCAUAGACGGGUGGCCGUCCGACGACCUGGAGCAGGCGGCCAUGUUGGCCCGGGAGUCCGGCAUCAACGUCUUCAUGGUGUCUGUGGCGAAACCAGCACCGGAGGAGCUGGGCAUGGUGCAGGACAAAGACUUCAUGAAGAAGGUUCCCACCAGUUUGUUAUGGACGGAGGAGGCCGUCCUAACGGCUGUUUGCAGAGACAACGGCUUCUUCACCUACUUGAUCUCCAGCUGGUUCAGUACCACCAAACACGUCAAACCUCUCACCCAGAGACUGUGCUCGCUGGACGGCCUGCUCUGCAGUAAAACCUGCUACAACUCCGUUAACAUCGGCUUCCUCAUCGACGGCUCGUCCAGCGUCGGCGAGGGGAACUUCCGUCUGGUUCUGGAGUUCCUGGCAGGAAUCGCCAGAAGCUUUGACAUCUCCGACGUGGGCUCUCGCAUCGGUGCCGUUCAGUUCACCUACGACCAGAGGCUGGAGUUCAGCCUGUCUGAACACUCUGACAAGGAAGCGGCCGUCAGCGCUCUGAGGAGGAUCCAUUACAUGAGUGGAGGAACAGCCACGGGCCAAGCCAUCCUCUACACCACCCAGAACCUGUUCAGACGGACCGGACCGGGGCGGAACUUCCUUAUUGUGGUAACAGACGGCCAGUCGUACGACGACGUCAGAAGCCCGGCGCUGGCAGCUCAGAAACAGGGUGCGUUGCAGACACCUCGCAGACACCACUCAGCGCUCGAUCACACACUCUGCUUCCCAACACCAGGUAUCACCAUCUUCUCAGUGGGCGUGGCCUGGGCCCCGCUGGACGACCUCCGAGCCAUGGCGUCAGAGCCCAAGGAGAGCCACACCUUCUUCUCCAGGGAGUUCACGAGCCUCAGCGAGUUGGUCCCGCUGCUGGUCCGAGGCAUCUGUCGAGAUUUCACCGAGAACAACUGAGGACUCGGCUCCUGUCAACAUCAGUACGAGGCAAAGAGCGACUUACGACUGAACACGUUCUCCUCCUGCAUCGCUGCCUCACCGAGGACACGAUGGUUUCUGAAUAUUUUCUGUAAUCAUAUUAUUGAAUUGUCAAAAUAGUCAUUCUUCAAAUAUUCUGAUGUUGUGUACUUUAAAAAGAUGUACAGUGAAGCUCCAACAUGGGUCGGUUGUGUGUAAACGUGUAACAGGGAGACGACCACUCUGUUCUUGUUCUGUAUUUAUUAUCGAAUAAAGACUAGUUAUUUUUACAA
Messenger RNA from Betta splendens (Siamese fighting fish), 2731 nucleotides. It is a transcript of the gene coch, whose product is annotated as coagulation factor C homolog, cochlin (Limulus polyphemus). NCBI's taxonomy places the organism in Eukaryota, Metazoa, Chordata, Actinopteri, Anabantiformes, Osphronemidae. The record is from RefSeq and is a predicted model, not a curated record. The transcript has 15 exons. Bases 675 to 2438 code for a protein of 587 amino acids.